Messenger RNA from Setaria italica (foxtail millet), 838 nucleotides. Its product is annotated as prefoldin subunit 1. Gene Ontology annotation, molecular function: protein folding chaperone. Gene Ontology annotation, biological process: protein folding. Lineage: Eukaryota; Viridiplantae; Streptophyta; Magnoliopsida; Poales; Poaceae. The transcript is spliced from 6 exons. The record is from RefSeq and is a predicted model, not a curated record. Gene Ontology annotation, cellular component: prefoldin complex; cytoplasm. Bases 196 to 585 code for a protein of 129 amino acids.
GAAAUCCAGCCCAGUAUACCCACUGCUGCUGCCGGUGUCUCGUCUACUCGACCGAUCUCGCGCAGCGCCGCGACCGCCGCCGCCGCUGCAUCCGCCGAUCCCCUGUCCCAGCCUCGAGCACGUCGCUUCCCCCUCCCUCCUUCCAUUCGAUUCGAGCUUGUCCCUAGGGUUCUUGACCCCGCUCCACCACCUCCCAUGGCGGACGAAGCCAACCGAGCGGCGUUCAUGGAGCUGCAGGCGCGGAUGAUCGAUACCACCGGGAAGAUCAAGCAGUUACAAACCCAGAUGCGUUCUAAAGAGGGGGAAAAGAAGCGUGCUUACCUCACUCUGGAGGAACUUCGCCAGUUGCCAGAGGAUACCAACACCUACAAGACUGUUGGAAAAGUGUUUAUUUUGGAGCCAAAAUCAGUUCUUUUGAACGAGCAAGAGCAAAAGUUUAAUGACAGUGAGAGUGCAAUAGCAUCAAUGCAGACUUCCAAGGAAUAUCUUGAGAAACAGUUGGGAGAAGUGGAGAACAACAUCAGAGAACUGCUUCAACAGGACCCGGGGCUUGCACGCCAGAUUCUCUCAAUGACUGUCCAAUGAGAGUUGUUUACAUUAUGAUAUGAUCAGAUGUAAUUUUACAAUUUGAUACGUCUGCAAACUUGACUUUCCCCGUCCCCUUUGUUGUGAGUUGUGGGGUGCUGUUUUGCUGCAAUGGGUCCUGUUCCAUGUAUGAACAAAAGAAUUUGCAGUUGCUUCCGGCAAUAGUUUGGUGACUGAUGCUGUAGCGAACUACUCUUGCCGCGAUCUCACCUGUUGAUCAUGUGUUUUUGUGUGGAAUUCAGAAACUUGUCCA